GAUUUUCUGUGAAAACACUGGGGUGGGGUGGGGUGUUCCACCUAUGGAUCGGCACAUUCAACAAGUGAAAAGGGGUAAAUGUGAGUCAGAACAUAAUGAAAAUAAUUCACUUAAUAAUGGCAGGGUCGAUUCUGUCCUUACAAAAUAUGGGAAGACAAUCUAAAUUACCUAUAUAACUGCACUCAUUAUAUAAUGCAAAUUAAGUUGCUUAAAAGUUGGUGGGGAAAAUUUGAGCAUCCUGAAAGUUGGUAGUGCUAUGUCCCUACUGUGACCCAGACUUCGUGUCACAGUGAAAGUGAAAGUGAUUUUCUGUGUUUCAGCCUUUCAAUCUCACUGCUGACAAUGAUGGACAAGUUUAAGACGGUCUUGAACAUCGCCAACCAACAGUCCAGCCUCGGGUUUGGGGUUGUGGCCCUGCUGACGGCCGGAGGGGAGCAGAUCUUCUCCACGGUGGUCUUCAAGUGUCCCUGCAGCCCAGACCUCAACUUUGUUUACGGAAUCGUGUUCUUGCUGGUUCCCGCUUUGGCCCUGCUGCUGCUUGGGUACAUCCUCAAUAAGAAGACCUGGAAGCUGUUCACAGGUGUGUGCCGAUCAGGAGAGAGGUCGUGCGGGUGCAGGAGGAUGUCUGCAGCCAUGUACGUCCUGUUCCAGAUCACCGCUUUUGCCCUGGUGGCCCCAUUGUCCUGGAUCGCAGUGGCUCUGCUCAGCGGAAACUACUUCGAGUGCGCAAUGACCGGGACCAGCAUGAACAGCUCUAACACGCAACAACUGUGUAAAGACACGUCUUCCCCGAAGCAGUGCCAGAAGGAGCUGUUCAGGUUCCCCUGCGGGAUGGGUAGUGGGGUCCAGGAGGCUGAGAGGGACCAGGUGCUUCUCACCCUCAAGGCUCGCUCCCAGGUCAGUGAUCCUCAUGUGCUCUUACGCACCUGUGACAACAAGAAAACUCUGAAAAUGUGAUUUUUUUAUUCUUUUUAUUUUGAUUAAAAAAAAAAAAAGAUGUGAGCUUGAAUUUAAAACAGAUGUUGAAAAUAUAUAUAUACACACACACACACACACACACACACACAUAUAUAUAUAUAUAUAUAUAUAUAUAUAUAUAUAUAUAUAUUCUUUUAAGCUUAUUCCUGUCAUUUUUUACAUGAGUAUUAUCUGUGGCCUGUGUAGUUUUUAUGGUGCCACAAAGUUUUUUAGGUAAAGGAAAAAUUCUAAAUAUUGAUCACACUGACAAAGCAUGGGGAUAUGGCAACAUUUUAUUGAACAUCUACAAUGAAAAGACAAGCAUAGAGAAAUUAUUACCAAUAUUUGACAAUAAUUUCCACAAAUAGAGUAUUUAUAUUGCAGACUUAUUUAUUCCUCCAAUACUUGAUAUAACUGUGUUUUAAGGGAUGUAACAUCUUUGCCCCACAGAUUCUGGGUUGGCUCCUCAUCGCCUCCAUCAUGUUGACCAACCUGCUGCUGACCUGCCUGGGCCGUUGCGCCUCUCCAAUCAGCUACCUGCAGCUCAAGUUCUGGAGGACGUACACUCAAGCGGAGAACAGCCUAAUCGAUUCUCACGCCACCAAACAUGCCAAAGAGCUUGCUGAGAGGAACGUGACGAGCUUCUUCACCAUGAGAUCACCUGAUGACAUCCAAACCCCGUCUAACGGAGACUGGGAGAAGAUCUCCUCCCUGUUCAAGUUCAGCUACAGAAAGCAGUACUACAGCACCCUGCACCGCUAUGUGGAGAGCUGCCAGCACGAUGAGAGUGGGGUCAGGAAGAUGGCGUCGGUCAAGUCGAUCGACUCAGAGACAGUCAACCCAGCUGUCCUGGGUUUUGUAGAUGAUGGCAAAAUUUAGGUGUGAAUGAUAUCUCUAAUUCCUGAUGGUCACUUUCUUCAUCUCCCUUUUUAAAAUCACCUAUAACACACAUAUAUCAUUGUUGUAGCCCCCUCCCCUAAAGUGAAAGGGCAUAUUUACAUUGUUUUAUGCUUAAUUUGCAUCUGGGGAUCUAUCAACUACCAUCUGGAGGUCAGCCUGAAACAAGAGUGUACGAAGUGCUUUGACAAGAUAAAGCUUCCUUCUCUAUGCGCUGUGUUAUUUACUGUCUGAAAAAAAUGACUGUGUGUCCUGAUCUCUAGUGAAGAGAAAUAUGUAUGUGUAUGCUGGUGUAUGUAUGUACACAUGUAUGUUGUGUACAUACAUACACCAGAUAUACUUAUUUUAUUUUAUUAUCUUUUUUUGCUUCUGUUUUGUACAGAUGUUUAUUUUUGUUUUUGCUUUUCUUGUUUGUUAUCUUUGAAAGUAUAUUCUUUACGUUCUGCAUAAAAGUGAAGAAAGGGUAGGUACAAUAAGGUACAAUAAGCCAUGGGCUUCAGCCUACACCUUUUUUUGCUCCAAUGAUUUAAAUGAAAUGAAAAGUGUAAUUAUAUAUAUAUUUUUUUUUUGGGGGGGACCAAAACUAAACUAAACUGAAAAAUUCACCCCUCCACACGUCUGUGCUGCAGCCAGAAACCCAAGAGGACACUGGAGGAUCUGAACUUUUUGUACUUUUAAAGAUGAAAUUGUGCCUUUUCUAAAAGAAAAAAAAAGGCUUUUCUACUUAAAUUAACACUUCCCUGUGUUACCUUGUCCUAACUAACCAGCACCACCCUGUGGUGGAAAUUAAACAGUGCAUCUAAUCUUCACGCAUUAUCAUGACUGUUCUAAUCUGCCACAUCUGCCAAAUGAAAUCACUGUCAUUCCUUGGUUCAUUGCUUUCUUUAAUAAAACAGCUAUUUACCUGUU
This is a messenger RNA of Xyrichtys novacula (pearly razorfish), 2763 nucleotides long. The record is from the annotation of a GenBank genome assembly. Lineage: Eukaryota; Metazoa; Chordata; Actinopteri; Labriformes; Labridae.